This is a messenger RNA of Rhineura floridana, 10279 nucleotides long. RefSeq names its product family with sequence similarity 13 member C (gene FAM13C). Lineage: Eukaryota; Metazoa; Chordata; Lepidosauria; Squamata; Rhineuridae. The record is from RefSeq and is a predicted model, not a curated record. The transcript has 15 exons. The coding region runs from base 176 to 2104 and encodes 642 amino acids.
AAGGUACAGUCUUGUGUAUGUGGAGCUAGCGCACACGCACCCAGUGCCACACACACAAACACACACACCCCAGCAGCAGCAUAAUCUUGCCUUUUCCAUGCCAUGCCUCUUUACGUGUUGCAACUGCUGAAAAGGAUUCAGGGAGAAACCUGCCAGCACUUCUGAUCUAUCUCUGAUGUUUUCUUGCUUCUGCUUCAGCAUCCAGGACCAUUCCUUCAACAGCCCUGCUUUGCCAGAGUGUGGCGAGGAUACAGAGUCUGUACAUGAAGACCAAACAGCCAGUUCCAUUCACAGAGAUGAAAACAAGGAAAACUACCCAGACAAAGCUAUAGUCUUAGAGGAAAACCAGGCAGUGUUCCAAGAUACCCAGACACCCUGUGAUGGCACAUUAAGGGUUGGAAUGGGGAACUUAAAAUCCAGAAAGCCCACAUCUAUUUCAAAAACAGAAAAUGGGAAAAAUCGUGAACAAAGUCAGGAGAUGGGAAAUGCAUUGCCGUGGCUCUCGGACUGUCAGAGGAAAACGGGAACGCCAGUGAAUGAUUACACCGAGAAUGUGGCAUUCAGAUACCAAGAAACAGUCAUCAAGUUGCAACCCAGGGCAGAUCAGAGUGCAUUCAUUUCACCAAAAGAUGCUACUGAACAUUUCCAGAACUUCAGUGAGAAUUCUUUGCUGAAGCUGCAGGCCCUUGAAACUGACCACUGCUCUGCAUUUCUGCCAAACCAGGAAGAAACGCCUCAUCUGCUAGCUUCAAAAGACCCAGUCACUUCAUCAGUCCCAACCAGCAGUGUGCAAGUUGAUGGGGAAAGUUACGGAGAGCCUGUACAAGUCUACAAAGAGGGUCAGAUUGAUGCAGACAAUGGACAUGAAGACCACCAUUCCUUAGGGACCAGCAGGCUGCUGUAUCACAUUACUGACGGAGAUAAUCCUCUGCUGUCUCCUCGCUGCUCUAUUUUUAGUCAAAGCCAGCGAUUUAAUUUAGACCCUGAAUCAGCUCCUUCUCCACCAAGUGCUCAGCUGUUCAUGAUGCCAAGAAGUUCCUCCAGAGGUAGUUGUGAUGACUGUAAAGAGCCACAGACGAUAGCACAAUUGACAAAGCACCUGCAAAGUCUUAAAAGGAAAAUCAGGAAAUACGAAGACAAGUUUGAGCAAGAAAAGAAUUAUCGGCCUUCUCAUGCUGACAAAAUAUCGAAUCCUGAAGUAAUGAAAUGGAUGAAUGACUUAGCCAAAAGUCGUAAACAGCUUAAAGAGCUGAAACUCAAAAUGUCAGAAGAGCAAAGCUGCCUCCUCAAAGCACCUCAAAGGAACCUUCAUCAGGAGAGCUCCAAAGAAACUGUGAAGCAGGACGCAGCAGGCGCUCCCCCGAGCCCAUCUGUAGAAGAAACCAUGGAUGCCGUGAUGAGACAUUUGAAUGAGAAGCGGCAGCAGCUCAGUAUCCCCGAAAACAUGAAGGCUAUGACAAAAAAGCAAAUGGCUUUGGAAAAACUCAGUCUCCAGAAAAGCCUACUCUAUUUUGAAAGUAUUCAUGGACGACCUGUAAACAAGCAAGAUAGGAGUCUGAUGAAACCCCUUUAUGAAAGAUACAGAAUUAUCAAGCAGGUUCUGUCAACACCAUCUCUGAUUACAACCAUUAUGUGCAUGCAGGCGAUUAAUUUGAUAACCCUCGUUCUGUGUUACAAGCAGGAGGAGGAAGAUUCCGAUGAAGAUCACUCCCAGAGCAGCUAUGAAUUGUCUUCUGCUGUCUCCCUUAAUUUGCCCCCUGAUGAAAAUCUGGGUUAUUCAGAUGAGGAGAAUGAGCCUGCUUUUGUAUCACCCUUGGAUGAAAAGAAAGCAAUCAAACAGCCUGCCCUGUCGAUGUCCAACUUGCAUGAGGCCACGAUGCCUGUGCUGUUGGAACACCUCCAAGAAACAAGAGCUGAUAAGAAAAGGCUAAGGAAACUAUUACGAGAAUUUGAGGAUCAGUUCUUUAAACAAACAGGAAGGAGUCCCCAGAAGGAAGACCGUAUCCCCAUGACAGAGGAGUAUUUGGAGUACAAGCACAUCAAAGCCAAACUCAGGCUGCUGGAGGUUCUCAUCAGCAAGCAUGACGUUUCCAAAACCAUCUGAAGCCUGGUGUUUUGCAAUAGUAAAACUCCCUGGUCUGGGAAAAGAAGAAAGAGAGAAUUAUACCUGCCUGGUUCUUUCUGCACAGUGGUUUGACACCUUGAAAUUCUGAUGCACUUUAUUAAUGUUCUACUGCUGCAGGUGAGCAAGAGAGCGAGAGAAAGGUGUGUGAGAAUGCAAAAAGGAGGAGUGAUUGGAUGGAGGGCUAACUCUUACCUGUGAGUUGUCUUUUGUUUCUGGAGCUGGUUUUCACAUGGAUGAGUCCCCCCCCCUUCAGUCAAAAGGAGGCAACCAUAUUGCACAUUCAGGAAGCUGGGUUGGGGGGCUGUCUCUUUCUCUCAAAGCUCCACUGCAACAUAUUUUCAGGCAGAUGGUGUUAAUUCGACAAUAUUCUGGAAGAACAAUGCAACUCUUCAAAGAGAGUAGGUUCCCCCCCCUUUUCCCCUUGGGCAGACAUAACCAGAGAAAACCAUAGGUAUGCUUGAAGUCUCUCAAGGUAUCCAAGAUGUCAGGGGCUCCUGAAGGAUAAAACCCCGUAGUACUAAAUCCGAGGCAAAUGAAUAAAAUUCUAGGCAAUUCUCCUAAACUUAACUCAGCUAGCAUUAUGAAUUGCUCUCUGCUUUCUGAUUGUUUGUUAUUUUGGUCUUUUUUAUUUGUGAGUUUUCAAUGUGUUAUCUCUGGAUUCACUGGGAUGGCCGGAAUGAAACCCAUCACUAAUGACUAGAGGAGACACACCAGUAAAGAGCGCUAUUCUUUUUGCCUGCUGGGCUGGGUAAAAAUUACAGGUCUUGCCAAAAAAUCUGUACUUUUUGAUCCCAGUUGAGUGCUGUAGAGAAAACAACAACAACAUAGUCCUGCAGGUAAAAACUUGUUCAGCAGUCCACAGGAACAUGGUUAGGUCAGUGUGCCCUGGUGGAGUCUGCACCCAAACACAACCACUAGUAAUAUCAAUAAGUUCACUCUAUAAUGCACGCUGACUUUCUUCAUAGAUGAAAUGUAGAAGCACCUGUGCUGAUAUGGGCACUCUUGAGAACACAACAGGCAUUCAAGGUGCAGGUCAUUAUCCAUCUUGCAUUGGGGAUCCUUGAUGCUCUGUUCCCCCUCCAAUAGUUAACAAAUAGGAACUGUCUAAAUUCCAGAGUCUGCUGGAGAUUCUUUUCAUCUAAGGUGUAUGCCACACUUCCUGAGGUGUUAGAGCCUCAGGAGAAGUGGGGGCAAGGUAGCUUCUGUAGAAUAUAGAGUUCAUUUUGAGAGAAUGAAGGAUGGUUCUGAUAAAAGCAGCAACCUAUCCUGGUGGAACAUACACAGGUUGGACUGUGUAGAUAGUACUUCUGGUUCCAACAUGCUUCAGGCUGUACUUAUGGUGAGUAGGAAUGCUAUUUUUUAGGCGCAAGAAAUGCAAGAACAAUAAUGGCUCAAAGGGGAAGCACGGUAAAACCCUUAAAUACCUAGCUUAGGUAUACCUACCUACAUUGGCAGGCAGAGUGGUCUCCCUUUCUGCAUCCUUGAGGUAAGUUGGGGAAGUGUUCACAUUUGGGGGAGAAACUUUUUACGAGUUUGAGGCAGGGACAGGAGACAAUAUGGUCUGAGCCAAAGGUAGCCAACAGAUGUUUUGGACUGCAGCUCCCAUCACCCUUUAACAUUUGCCACGCUGGCUGAGGCUGAAGAGAGUUGUAGGCCACAACAUCCAGAGGGCAUUACAUUGAACACCCCCUAGUCUGAGCUGGGAGCCUCUGUAAACAGCUCCCAGGGCUUGUGUGUAGGUGGAAUCCUGUGCUAGAAUAAAAAUAUCCAUUACUUGUAACAACGGCUGUGUUUGUAACAACGGCUGUGUGUGUGUAUGUGAGUGCUAUAAUUCCAUGCAAGCUACAGAAAAGCUCAACAUAUGCUGGGUACAGAGUUCCACUUCCUGAGAAUUUUCUUGCUAAAAAUAGGAAGACAGCUCCUAGCUCCGAUGUUUGCAAAGGCAUCCUUGUGAAAUCGUGCAGGCAAUGCUUAGUGAAAUGUCAGGAGCCAGCGUGGUUAGUGUCAGCAAGAUUUGCAGUGAUGGGAUUUCAGGGCUCUUCAUGGCUUCUUCUCUAACCCCAUUAUUAAAUUGUGCAAAAAGUUAAAAGAAGAAGAAAGAAUUGUGGAGUUAUGCACGUACAGUAAGAUAAAUUGUGGCUAUUUGCAUAAGAUUAUACAGGUUAUAGAAUCUGGCUUACCCUGUUGUAGAAUGACCACUGAUAUAGCACAGAGCCCACGCUACCCUCCCUGUUUUCCCUGCCCAGCAGACGCCCAUGUGGUCAUUGUGUAAAUUGCAACUAUUCCCUCUGGACCCCCCAGGUCAGUGAAAGUUAAAGGGGCAGUCUGGACAAUCUUUUCCCCACAGUGUAGCGGAUAUGCAGAUCCAUCCCAAGUUCCUAACAUGCUGGCAGUAGUCUCUGAGGAAGAGGGCUGGACAUUGCAAAUGCCACUUUCCUCACAUGAAAAUGGUGGGACAGGAACAUCAAGCCAGAACCAGCUCACCUCAGGGUGAGAUAGGUUUGGGAUUCACUUGGUAGCCCUGAUCCAAUUGCAUUCUGACAAACUGGAAAGUUUUGCUUUAAUCCAAUUUGUUUUAAGGACAUUUAAAGGGUUAAUGCUACAGUGACUCUUGUACAGAAUUAAUCCUUUAAAUGCUGUACUUCCAGCCUCUGGCUGGUGUGUUUAGAGUGAAAAGGCAACAAGAUGUAAGCUGAAUGAUAAAUACAAAUAAAUUUCAAAGUCUUCAGUCUGUGAGGUGUACGUACACACACACACACAGAGAGAGAGAGAGAGAGGGAUUCUGACAUGCUAAAUCUCUCACAUGCAACUGCCUCACUUCCUGGAAUUGGGCUUUGUUGCUGCCCAUUCUUGAGUCAUAUUGCACAAGGAGGGUGCGUGAGUUGAAUGGAAGUUCAAGAGCAGCACUUUGGGAGAGGUUUGAGAAGGGUUCCUUCUCCUGUACUUUUCAUAGAAGCCCCCAGUUUUUCAAAGUUGUCAGAAGGGCUUUUCUCUUCAACGGCUUCUUCCUCUUACCAUGGCAACAGACCAGUGGAAACAUGGCUUGGUGCCCGUGCCAGAGGUAGAGGGCAGGCAGGAAGCUGGGUAAGACACCCCUUAGGCCUGCCUCAUAGCAGUCCCAUUGGAUGCUUCUGCCUUCCUCUAGCUCCAGAGAUAAAGCAGGGAGGGAGAGUUGCAGAUGCUUCAGAGUGCACUAGAAAGAAAAAUCCGGGGUCAAGAAAAGCUGCAGAAAUUCAACACUUUCAGGUUCAGUCUGCAAGGAGAGCAGACGUGGGUUAUGAGGAAGUCCACUGCCAAGUCCGAUUUUGGCGAAACUAGACUCCAUCCCUCUGCUGAGACAUCCUUUUUUUGUGCUGGAAAGCCGGGGAGAACGAGCGAGCUGCGCUUGGUUGUUCCUUCUUAUUGGACUGCUUUUGAAGAGACAGGCUCUCCUCAAUUGAAAUAUGCUUAUUGGAAUCCUAUCUCUGCUGAAGGCAGGAGACUGACUUAGGCUUUGGAGGAUGGCUUGCCAGCUUCCUGAAUUUGCACAACACUACAUACUUUUGGCCAGGGAGGGAGGGAGGAAGCCAGCUAGGUGUGGGUACCUGGCUUGCCAGGGAAGACCAGGUUUCUCUUUGAAGUGCACUAUGUGGAAAGUUGCAGAAUGAGAGAAGAAAAGCAGGGGAAAGAGGAGGACCACCUUUCCUCAUUGUACCUCCUCUUCUCUCCCCACCACCCAGCCAUGAUUUUUGGCGUUAAGGAGCUGGUUCUAAGUAUAGCUGAGUUGGCAGAUGCCCACUUCAAGCCAAAGGGCUGUGAUGGUCGCUGCCUAGCUCUCACGACAGCUUGGGUGGGGUGGGGACUAAGGGUGUGCAUGUGUGUGAUGCUUGCUGCUUUCUAUUGCCCCCAAAGCCAAUACGCAGGGAGAGCACCAUCCCACCCCCAUCAUGGUCCUCGAAACUGUGAAGGAGCAGUUCCCCCUUUAGUUAAAGGGUCCUUCAGGGGGUCGGAUUAGGCUUGAAGCUCCCUCCUUCCCAUCAGCCCAUCUGCUUGCCUCCAACUCACAUUGUUCCUUCUUGCUGCUCCUCACCCAGAGCCACUCUUGCCCGCUUUCAUCUCUUUGACUGCGCCUUUGUGGAGACCGAACAGUGGUGGGAAAGAAGUGGGUGGCCCCAGAAAGAUGGCGCUUGCGUUCCUGGCUGUGCAGGGGAGGGAAUCCUCUCAAGGGAGAAAACGGGUCCUUCGGGGAGAGCCCAAUUUCUCUUCAGUGUUAGGCCCCAGACUAAAGGGAAGUAAGUGGCAGCCCACUUUGCUUCCCUUCAGUGUAGCGGCCAGUGCCAGCCAGCUGAAAGAAAUGUGCCUGUGGCCUGUUCGUGGUUGCCAGGGCUCCAUAGCAGUACAGGGCAACAUCUACGUGCAGCCUUCAGCCCUCCAUGGGUUUGGAAGGGGUAUUUUAAAAACAUCCUGUAAGGUUUGUCCCCUCUAGCUGCAGAGUCCCACCUGAGGCCUACCCCAGGUUCCAUUUUGGGGCCAGCUUCUCUGCGUGCAGGACACACACAGCCCUUUAUUAAUAGGAGUAAUGACGUAAUGAGCUGGCUUGACUCUUCUUUAUUUUACUAACAGAAUGCCAUCCAGGUUUGUGAGAGUAAUGAAUGAUGCCGAGAUGGGGAGAGAAUCAGCUGCAGUAGAGCACAUGCUCAUUUGCUGUUUUAGGGAUGACUCCAAACACCAUGAGGUUUGCUUUGGGCUUUAGUGUGUCAGCUUGAAUCUUCAGACCCAGGCUUUUAAGAUCUUGCUGUCUCUAUCUAACUAUAUUCAUACCCAUUAAUAGUCACUUAUUUAAAAAGUGAUAGUAUAAUGGACUGUUCUGGCUUCUGUUCUAUUUUAAAAUUAGACUCACCUCUGUUUCCAGCUCCAAAUCUCUUUAGAUUAAUGUGUUUCUGAUGGGCAGAACAAUCCUGUGGGGAAGGGAGAGGGAGAAACUGAGGCAGACGAACCACCUUUUCGUAAGCCCAUUGGUUCAUGCUGGCUGGGCAAAGGUGAGGACACACAGCUGGUUUUUGGUUAUGUAGGAGACUGCCUUAUACUGAAUCAGACCAUUCAUUCACCCUGCUCUGCAUUAGCUAUACUGACUGGCAGCAGCUCUCUGGCAAUUCAGUGAGGGUUGUCUCCCGGCCGUAUCUGGAGAUGCCGGGGACUGAACCUGGGACCUUCUGCAUGCAAAACAGAUGCUCAGCCACUGAGCUACAGUCCUGCACUUGGUCUUCGGAAGUCAUUUGCCUUUUCUGAAACUUCAUCCUUUCAUUGCUCCCAGUGGGAGGAAAAUCAUGGCAGCUCCAGAACUGCUGUUUCCACUCCUCCCCAUUCAAGGGGGCAUUUCAGGGCUUUAGAUCCCGCAGAUCCACCACCUCAUCUACUACGCUCUGGCAUUUUCCCCUUUUGCCCUUUCAGACAUCCAGUGUUGGAGAAACACCAGCGCUGACCUUUCCAGGUAGGAGGCUUGCAUGGGCAGAGGUCCUUCUCUGAGGGUGGCCUUCUAUCCCACCUAAAGAUCUUUUAAAAAAAACAUGGAUUUUAAUAGGUAGAGAGGUGAACUGUUGUACUGAUGACAGGGUUUCCACACCCUGCUUAUGAGCACUUAUGGCAAAGGAGUUGGCCAAUUAAUUUUUUCAAACUUUAUCUCUGACGUGAGCUUUGGAAUGCAAAAUACCAGGGAGCUCCUGCCUGUUGAAGAAAAUAGUUACCAGAGGCAGGGCUACUCUGUGCAUUGCCCAACAGUCGAAUCUUUUGAAUAGUUUCAAGUGUUGAGUCGAAACUACUUUCCUCUGUGUUUUUGUGAGUGAGUCCCAUUUUAUCGUCUUUAUGCAUUCAUUAUGAGCACACAUUGUUUCAAUUAUUCGGAAGCAAAGACCGUAGCAUAUCUUAAGACACAGGUAUGAUGAUCCAUGCUGUUUACAGGUAACAUUGGACAUGGCCCUAUUUUACUGCUGUAAUUUUAAAUCAAUACCCCAUUUUGGCAAACUCACACAGCCUGGCCAAUGGCAUUUGGCCCAUGGUGCGUGUGGCCCAUUAUCCCAUUUCUAGAGCAUCGUGCUUUCCAAGGAAUUACUGUGUCCACUGAGAAUAUAAUGCUUGCUGCAUCAAGCCAGUUCUUGAGCUGGAAUUCAUUGAGGCCUUUGGAUAACAUUAGUGGAGGGUUUUCUACAUGCCACUACAAAACUCAGAGUGGGAGAGGCUACCACUCUCUCUGGUGUUGCAGACAGGAGUGGUGGCUGCCUGCUGCCUGAACAGCCACAAUGCUCUUCACUAGUUGUGAUGUUGAGUAUACAUGCGCUAAAGCUGUGGGUUUCAAGGAAUGCUGGGGUGGUUUUUUCGAAGCUUAUUGGGGGAUUCCUCAGUAAGAUCAGUAAUGUUAGGCAAGUAACCCUGCAAGUGUGUCCAUCACUCUUAUUCUCCCCCCUACAAGAUGCACCCAGAAUUUGUGCCACUCCAAAUGAAGUCGUAAGAUUGGUAGGACCGGUGCACCAAUUAUAUUGUGAAACUGGCUAUUACCAUGCCACUCCUCCUCUCUAAUUAUAAUGCUUACUGUAGUUCUGGUGCCCUUUCAGAAGCACUAGCUACAGAUGCCUGCAGCAUGUUGCUGGAGCCAGGAAGAGGUUAUCCACAGCCUGAGCCCUUAACUCACAGAGCUAAGCAAAAUAGCUUUAGGUAAUGUUAGAACAAAGCUGUAAAAAUAAUUUUAUUUUGAAAAUAUAACAUCUUUUCAGGGAGAAAAGGAAAAUGCUAAAUCUGGUUUUUAGGGGGAAAAUAUUUAAGACAGAAAAGAGCAGCUAGUAAAACUACAAGGCAAUGUAAACCUACUCUAUCCUCUUGUGGAAAAUGGCAAGGAUACAUUGGUUGAUAGUAACCAAACUAAAACAAAAUGAAGCAAAGUCAAUGACGGCACAUGCCAAUUCUUGUUUCUGUAGCACUUUUCCUUAGCCCAAUGCUAUAAAAUUUUGCUUUUUUUUCUGACAACCAAAGCUUGUUUGAAAGCAUGCACUUUGUAGAACCUUAACAUUUCCUGUGUGAUGAUUGCCAAGAUAAUUUAUUAAAAUAGUGAUAAUAGUUUAUUGCAUCAUGAUAUUUUGGAUAGAUCAAUGUAUGCAGAAUAUUUAGUCUAAGUGUCAUGGUAAUAAACUGAAGGAGGCUGGGCUUCUUUUUUGGUUUACUAUGAUAUAUACAUGGAUAUAUCUCCCAUCUUGCUGUUUAACACACCUUUAUAAUGAAGAGACAUUUGCAAUAGAUCACUUAUGAGGGGUGCAUGAAAUCAGUGGGAGAUGGACCAUCAGCAAGCUUGCAUUGCUCACUAGCAAAUACAGGCUUAAUGGCAAAGAAGUUCCAAGAAAGAAUUCCAGAUGGAGAUAUGUAUUGUCUUUAGUGUUUUUUGUUUUGUCAUUUUGUAUUAAGGACAUGAAAACCGAGGGCAUAAUCCUUAGUCUUCCAGCACUGCAUACAUAACCGGGAGGGGGAUCCAGUCAUUCAUGGUGCAUUGCUCCUAAUUUGGGGCUCAACUAAACAUGAGCUUAACAGCAUAGUUCUGCCUUUGGAUGCCAGGUUUUCCUUUAAUAAGCUGCCAGCAUGGGGUGGGGUGGGGAUGAUCAUCUAUGGCAGAACUGUGCAGUUAAGGUCACAAGCAGUUUGGGUCGGGGGGGGGUGAACUGUGAGGACCAGCAGUGGGAAGCUUUACCAGAAGCCUGUAGGAAUCCCCUCUGUGCAAACAGAGCUGAAGACAAAAGAUUGUACCUCAGCUCUUCUGCUUCUCUGUUACUAUAGCAAAAAGUUACUCAUUUUAUGAAGCCGAUUAUUAUCCACCAAACCUGUUUUUGUAUUUCUGCUAUAUGUAAUGUUGAAGCAUGAUUUUUGGAAAAAAAAACUUUCAAAAGAAUCUGACGGCAUCGUGUCACACUGCUAACCUAAGUGGACUCUUUUUUUUAACGAUGUUUGAUGUUUCAAUGUAAUUGGCUCGAUCGCUUACGACUUUUAUGAAUCAGAAUGGUCUCCUUGAUAAAUCUGUUUUUAAUUAAAAGUCAUGUAAGAGCAACAUGAACAGAUACACAAGAAUUUGAAGUUUACAAACUACAUAUUUGAUAAGGAAAAAAAAUGGUUUCAUGACAUAUGUAUACAGUUGCUAUU